This is a messenger RNA of Auanema sp. JU1783, 1596 nucleotides long. Lineage: Eukaryota; Metazoa; Nematoda; Chromadorea; Rhabditida; Rhabditidae. The record is from the annotation of a GenBank genome assembly.
AUGUCCGAUGUGAAGAGAUGGACAACUCUAUCACUUCUUCCACCAGAUUUUGUAGCUGAAAUUGAGUCAUGUGCUGUGUUUGGAAGUUCUGGCAGUGAAGUCUUAAUGAUCACAAAAGACGAUGAAGUAUAUGGAUUGGGAACGAACUUCUGUUCAUGUUUAGGAGCUCCAUCAAUAUCAACAUUGAAUCCAAUCAGAAUCGAAUGUUUAUCAGGGAAACGAAUCCGUCAGAUAUCAUUCGGGUCUGGUCCUCAUGUCAUAGCAUUGUCAGAAGUUGGCUCGGUUUACUCUUGGGGCCACAAUGCUUUUGGACAACUUGGCCUGGGUCAUUCUUUACAAGGAACCUCACCCACUCUAAUAGCAGGAAUACUGAAGAAUGAAAAGAUUACGUUCAUUUCCUGUGGUGGACAUCAUUCGGUAGCAAUAUCAGAGAAAGGCGAAGUGUUCACUUGGGGUAUGAAUUCGUCUGGUCAAUUGGGAUUGGGGGACACAAAUAACCAAGAUACACCUAAAAUGGUCCCAUUAUACAACCGUCUGAUCAUAUCCGCUGCUUGUGGGCAUAACAGCACCGUCGUUCUUUCGCAAUCAGGCGAUGUGUAUGCUUGGGGUUUCAAUGGGAAUGGACAAAUUGGCAGUGGAUGUACUUAUAAUCAGCUGAUUCCUUUUCACAUAGAAAGUCUAUCAAAAUCUGGACCAAUCAUACAGAUUGUAUGCGGCUACGCUCAUACUCUUGCCCUCUCUGAUCAAGGAAAGCUCUAUGUGUGGGGUUCAAACAGUUGUGGGCAAUUAGGAAAUCAUAAUCUGAGAAAAAACGUUGGAGAGCCUAUUCAAACUGCCGAAGAUCUUGGACUGAUAACAGAGGUGGGUGCUGUUCAUUCAUGCAAUGUUACAGCUGUGUCUAACAAAAACGGAAAAGUCUUCAUGUGGGGUCAUUUGAGGGGACAGACUGUCUCCGUGCCGAUUGAGACCCGCUUUCGUAGAGUUGAUGAUUGUUUCUCUUGUUUCGCUAGUCCCGCAGUGAGCUUCCGAAUGCUUUAUUUUCAAAACUCUAGGCAGAAAACCAUCUUGGACUCACUCAAAGUGGCUUUCGAUGAUCCGAUUUCUUCAGAUCUCGUCAUUUCCGUUGAAGGCAACCGGAUACAUGUACACAAAUCGUUGUUGAAAAUCCGAUGUGAAUACUUCAAAACUCGACUCGGCGGUUUAUGGGAGGAAAACAAUGGAAAUAUCAUCGAAGUUAAAGACUUUCCCUUUUCCAUUUACAAAUCUUUCCUUUUCUGGGUUUACACAGACGAAUUGACAGUUGAUGGCGUAGAAGAUGCAGUUGGUUUACUCGAGCUAUCAAACUGCUACUGUGAGACAGUUUUGAAAACAAAAUGUGCAAACUUCUUAGAAAAAGUGAUUUCCAUCGAGAAUGCAGCACAGCUGUAUGCCAUUUCACUUAAGUACAAUGUUCAUACUUUGGAAGAGCACUGUUUCCGAUUUUGUAUGAACCACAUGACAGCUGUGACACAAUCCGAAUCAUUUCGUGUUCUGGAUGACUUCUCCUUGAAACAACUCAUUUCGAGAGCUUCCCGGGAAGGAGUGUUCAAACGCUGA